Messenger RNA from Peronospora matthiolae, 360 nucleotides. Lineage: Eukaryota; Oomycota; Peronosporomycetes; Peronosporales; Peronosporaceae. The record is from the annotation of a GenBank genome assembly.
AUGGCAAGGUGUGGAUUUUCGACGGAGCAGCUGCGUGGCCCCGGCAGUAUUGUGGCUUCCGAGGUAGAGGUGUCGCAGCUGGAGGAUCUGGCUGUUCCUUUCCGUAGCUUUGCCGAGAUGCGCGACAUCGCGGCCCAGCGUAUACGCCUUCAAGACCAAGCGGAUACGGUCUCCGCACAGGCAGUCCAUCCCCCUUCUGUUGAGGUGCCCACGCUUGCCGUGGACCGCGUCAACUCCAACGGUCGUGAUGGUAGUAUCGUGGCGUCGCCCGGAAUUGGUAAUUUAAAACCGCCCAACCUGACCAGUCUGGACAAACACCACUUGCGCAGCCCAAACCUAAGCCUAGACCAUAAUGGGUGA